Aegilops tauschii subsp. strangulata is the source of this 1953-nucleotide messenger RNA. RefSeq lists its product as uncharacterized. Lineage: Eukaryota; Viridiplantae; Streptophyta; Magnoliopsida; Poales; Poaceae. The record is from RefSeq and is a predicted model, not a curated record.
CGGUUGGAGAUGCUGUUACGCUCACACUCACACUUCCACAUCCAGUCCAGAUCUCGCCGUCGCCGCGUCCGCGUCCACGACGGCGUUGGCGCAGCAGGCUCCGAGAACCACGCCAGCGUUGGUGUCCCCGCAAGAUCCGCCCGACCCGGGCCAGCAAUGGCGGCGGCCGUCGUCGGGGGCAUGGUCGCCUCGGGCGUCAUCAAGGUGGUGAUCAGGCAGAUUGGUUCCGCCAUCGUGGGCAAGGUCAAGCUGCACAAGAACCUGACCAAAGACCUGCAGAAGAUGAAGAUGACGCUCGGUGGAGGCCGCGCUCAGCGACGCCGAGAGGUGGUCCAUCACGGACAGCUCGGCGCUCCUCUCGGAGGUAUGAGGAAGAAGAUCAAUAUGCCAGACAAGAUGAAAAAGAUGCAAGAGCGUCGACAGAAGAUAACACAAGACCAUCAGAAUUAUAGUGUUCCGCCAGAAAUUCGCACCAAUGACCAACAAGUUCUUGACAUCUGGGAAAAUGCAGGGAAUGUGGAGGAAGCAGAAAUUAUCGGGAGGACCGGCGAUAAACUGGAAAUAUUGGCUCGUUUAUCUGGGAGCACCACUGAAGGGACCACCUUCGUUCCCAUAUGGGGCUUUGGAGGCAUUGGAAAGACCACCUUGGCAAGAUCGGUUUACAACCAUCCUGAGGGAGCUAGUGCCACCAACCACUUUGCAGAAGUUUGUGAUAUAUGGUUAUACUAGUAUCAGCUUUCCAAACUGGGUAAUGAAUAUUGGCAAUUAUCUCCCUAAUGUUGUCCAAAUGGAGAUGGUUGGUUUGCCAAACUGCAAUGGUUUUCCACCCAUCGCCCAACUACCAAGCCUCCGAGUUCUUACUCUGAAAGACAUGGUCAGCCUGGAAGAAUGGAACACAACAUACUCUAGUGGUGAGGAUGGUGUGAAUGAGCUCAUGUUCCGUAAGCUCGAAGAAGUGGAUAACACCACACUUUCCAAGAGCUGCAUCUUGGAGUAUAAAGGGAAGUGAUAAUGUUCUCAUAUCAUGGGCAGAGAGCUUGUCACACAAUGGUGUUUCCUCAUCUUCUCCAGGAGUAUCUACUAAUCUGACAGUUGAAAGCAGUAAGGUGCCUCUACAUCAGCGGAGGUUGCUUCACCAUCUACCUACCCUCAGUGGUUUGCACCUCGAACAUUGCAGUGAUUUGACAAGCUCACCGGAGAUCUCUUGGGCCCUCCAGUCCCUCAAAUCACUCUCAUUGGAGAUGUCAGCCCAAUCAAAACAGUCAGAAUUGGUAGGCGAGUUGACAUAUCUUCAGCAACUUGUGAUAACACGAUACCUGAAGCUAGACGAAUUGCCCGAUAACAUGAGGCAACUCAAACAGCUACAAUCAUUAAUGCUGCAUACCUGUCAAAGCUUGAGACAGCUGCCGCUGUGGUUACGAGAACUUACCUCUCUCAAAAAACAUGUAAUUUCUAACUGCUCUGCUAUCACAACUUUGUCAAAUAGCAUAGAGCAGCUCACAAAUCUCCAAGAAUUAAAAAUUCCCGUCUGCCUUAACUUAAAGCCGUGGUUAGAAGCAGAAGAGAACAAGACGAAGCUUGCUCACAUAGUACAAAAGCCCGUCUGUUGUUCUCCCUCGAGCAGGGUAGCCAUUCCCGCUAGCCCACGAAGAUAAAACACUGAUGCUAGUGUAAAGAAAACGGAGGCGUCAAUCAAGAUUUAGGCCGCUUGAUCGAGUCGGUUGAGCCCACGUCCAUCUGAACCAAAACUCCAUAGUAAUUACUAGCACGCAGUUCCGGUAUGUGCCUGGAAUUAUAAAAUAUCGUGCCUAUUCCAAGCACACAUUUAAGAGUUCAACGUACUCCGGUAUGUUCGAUUCGGCAGUAGAUAUCGUGCUACUCUGUUAUCUGCUUCCCUUGACAACGAAAAUGUGAUUCAAUCUCUUAUAAAGAGCACUUGUCGUUUGGUUAUUA